Molecule: messenger RNA, 5079 nt
Organism: Alosa sapidissima (American shad)
Lineage: Eukaryota; Metazoa; Chordata; Actinopteri; Clupeiformes; Clupeidae
Gene: pam
Product: peptidylglycine alpha-amidating monooxygenase
Exons: 26
Coding region: 1207-4311 (1034 amino acids)
Biological process (GO): peptide metabolic process
Cellular component (GO): extracellular region; membrane
Molecular function (GO): protein binding; copper ion binding; peptidylglycine monooxygenase activity
Source: RefSeq, a predicted model, not a curated record
GUUGACCACAUUUGGGAACAAAGUAGUACGUGCACAGGAUCACAUCCUCUACCAGCUACCAGACUCACGUGGCCACUAUUCGAUAUUUAAUGACUUAAUAACGAUUAUACGAUUGUAGGCCGACGCUACGUCUUAUUAUCUCCCCUCCCCUCCAGUCUGAGCGGUAGACGGAGUUGAAACCAUAGGAAACAAGUGAAAUGAAUAGUGAGAGUGAGUGAACUGAAGACUUCAAGUGACGGGAGUGAAAACAAUACAAGUUGUGACUGAAGCUGCAUUCCCAAGCGUGUGAUGUGUGGCGGCCGUCUCGUUUGAAGGAGCGAGAAGCUGCCGCUGCUGCUACUGCUGCUGUCCGUACUGUCCCCUCCUCCCUACCCUUCUCUCUCUCUCUCUCGCUCUCUCUCUCUCUCUCUCUCUCUCGCUUUCUCUCUCUCUCUCUCUCUCUCUCUCUCUCCCCACACUUCUCUUGGGAUUUUGGGAGCUGAAAGCAAAGAGGGGGACAGAGCCAGCCGAGUCCAGGGCUGUCAGCGUGCAUCUUGAUUCGACCGCCUGCAUCAAGGAGAAAAGAGAGCGGGAGGGAGAGAGAGGGUGUAAAGAAGUGGGGAGGGGGGGGGGAGAAAGUCAAAUCUCUCUCUCUCUCACUCACUCUGGGACACUUGUGAAGGGGAACCAAGGGAGAGUGGGGGAGAUCCAAAGCUACGGAGAGGAGCAAAGACGAGUAGGAAGAGGAGGGGGGGAAUACAAGGGAGAAAAAAAGAAAAAGAACACACGCUCCCAACUCCUGCCUCAGUUUCAUGCGCUUGGAAACAACGAGAGUCACAGAAAAACGUGAAGGAAUAAAAAAACCAAAGCAAACAGAAGAGAAAAAGAAGUGUGCGGGAGAGAGAGGGGAAAUAAAACCAAACAAUAGAAGCAGCCAGCCUGAGCACUCGCGCUCAGUGUCAGAUGGAGAGGAGGAGGAGGCGGGAUUGAUGAGGUUCCUCCCGCUGCUGCCGACGCUGCCGCUGCCCUUACUGCCGCUCCUGCCUGGACUCUUCUAAUUGCCGUCCGCGCGGCUGAUCGGAGAGGACCACUCGCUGCCGCUGCCGUUGCCGUGACUGCUGUUGCCGUCUCUUCCCCCCCCUUGUCUCUCGGUCUCUGCGUCCCUCCCCCCCGCCAUCACUCUUGAAGCUAAUCAGCCCCGUCCGCGGGAGAGAGGAAAGGAGAGACAUGGGAGUCCUGGUGUGUGGCGUCUUACUUCUGGCCCUCAUCUGUCAAAGCCAUAGCUACAGCGUCAGAGACCCCCUCAGCAGGUUUAAGAGCAGGUAUCAGGAGGCUCCCUGGUCCGACCCAAAUGACUGCUCCAGGAUAAGACAGCCUGCCAUCCAGUCCAACCCCCAUAAUCUGACACUGGACAUCCGAAUGCCAGGAGUGAUCCCAUCAGCAUCGGACACGUACCUGUGCAUGGCUGUUCCUGUGCCUACCCAGAGGGACACCUAUAUAGUGGACUUUGUGCCUCAUGCGUCAAUGGACACAGCUCACCACAUGCUCCUGUACGGCUGCAGGACCCCUGUGUCCACCAAAGGUUACUGGGACUGUGGGGCGGAGCAGGGCACCUGUAAAGACGAGGCCAAAAUCAUGUACGCCUGGGCCCGCAACGCCCCUCCUACCAAACUGCCCAGAGAUGUUGGAUUCAGAGUUGGGGGUGACACCCGCAUCACCCACUUUGUGCUGCAAAUUCACUAUGGUGACGUCAGUGCAUUUAGAGAUCACCAUAGAGACUGCUCAGGGCUUACUCUCACGAUGACUUCCAAACCACAGCUCUUUAUUGCUGGCAUGUACCUGAUGAUGUCUGUAGACACAGUCAUCCUCCCGGGGAAAAGAGUGACAAACGCAGACAUCGCCUGUCCUUAUGUGUCAUAUCCAAUACACCCUUUUGCCUUCAGAACCCACACACACCGUCUGGGUCAAGUUGUCAGUGGAUACAGAGUACGUGAUGGAAAGUGGACCCUGAUUGGACGUCAGUCGCCACAGUUACCACAGGCGUUUUACCCGGUGAGCAACUCCAUCACGGUGGAGUUCGGAGACACGCUGGCUGCCCGCUGCGUCUUCACUGGGGAGGGGAAGACGACAAAGACGCGCAUCGGUGGGACUUCGGAAGAUGAGAUGUGCAACUUCUACAUCAUGUACUACAUGGAGAGCAAGUACGCGACGCCCUACAUGGACUGCAUGAAUCAUGGGCCCAGCGAGCUCUUCAGGAGCAUCCCCCCCGAGGCCAACGUUCCCAUCCCCGUACCUGCGGGCCACAUGAUGAUGGGCAUGAUGCACGGAGGCGCCCAUGGUACAGAUGAUCAGGAUGACUCUGCCUUGCUCGAGCCAAAGAGAGCGGAGGAGGAUGUUCUUGAUCAGGGUGACAUCUAUUCCCUUCUCUCCAAACUCUUAAGGGAGAGGGAGGACGUAGUCCACGUGCAUAAGUAUAACCCCAGCGAGGUCGAGCGUGCCCAGGCCGACCUCCUCGACAGCUUAAUGCAAAAGAAAGACCUGCCCUGGGCCAGUGCCAGGAUAGGCUACAACCAGAGAGGCAAUCCUAUUCUGGUGAGGGACAGAGUACACAAGUUCCACCAGUUAGAGUCCACUGUCAGGCCGGCCUUGGGCAGGAUUAUGCCAGUCUUGUGGCCCGCUACUGUCGUGGCCAAGGCUGAUAAAACAGGGGCUCAUCUGGAGGAGACGGCCGACUGGCCCGAGGCGCCGCUGCAGCUGGGCCAAGUGUCAGGCCUGGCCCUGGACUCCGACGGCAACCUGGUCAUCUUCCACCGCGGCGACCACCGAUGGGGGAUGAAUUCCUUUGACUACCAAGGCAGAUACCUGGAAAGAUCACUGGGGCCUAUCCAGCAGCCCACUAUCUUGGUCGUGGAUCCAGCCAAAGGCAAAGUGCUCAGGGCUUCAGGCAGCAACAUGUUUUAUAUGCCACACGGAAUCACAACGGAUAAGGAUAACAACUACUGGGUCACCGAUGUAGCACUUCACCAGGUCAUGAAAUUAAGUGGUGAUGGUCAAGACAAGCCACUGGUAGUGCUGGGUGAGGCCUUUGUACCAGGAAGUGACGAGCACCAUUUCUGCAAGCCCACGGAUGUGGCCGUGGAUCCCGAAUCGGGCAACAUCUAUGUGUCCGACGGUUACUGCAACCGGAGAAUCCUGACGUUCUCUCCCGACGGGAAAUAUCUCAAACAGUGGGGAGCAGGGUACACUGACCGCAGAAAACGACUACCCUUCCAGAUUCCACACAGUCUGGUGUUCCUGCCAGACAGACGGGAGCUCUGCGUAGCGGACAGGGAGAACGGACGCGUCCAGUGCUUCCUGGCCGAGACUGGGGAGUUCAUCAAAGAGAUCAAGAAGGACGAGUUCGGGGGAGAGGUUUUUGCCGUGUCCUACUCACCAGAGCAAGGUGGUCUGAUCUAUGCCGUGAAUGGGGAGUCUCCUACCGGCGUAUCGGCGCCUCUCAGGGGUUUCGUGGUGAAUUAUUCAACCAAGGAGAUCCUGGACACCUUCAGCCCCGACUCACAGAAGUUCAAGAUGCCUCACGACAUUGUGGUCAGCAAGGAUGGAAGUGUUUUUGUUGCAGAUGCAGACACCAACUCUGUGAUCAAGUUCGUCCCUGGAGGAAAAGCUGACCACCGGUCUGUGAAAAAAGGUGGAAUUGAAGUUCAGGAAAUUGAAGAGACAGAAACCAUUGUCCAGGCCCACCUGACGCCUCUCCAUAAGCUGCCUCAGCAGCACGCCAUCGUGGUGGCAGCUGUUCAGAAGCAGCAGCAACAGCAGCAGCAGGCACUACCGCCCCGGCAGCAGCAGCCACACCUGGAACAGCACCAGCAGCAGCAGCAUCAGUCUGCUCUAGCCCCAGAGCCUCAAAAGCAGCAGCAGCAGCAGCAACAGCAGCAGCCCGAGCAAGAGCACGAGAAGGAGAAGAGCACGGUCCGGCAGGCUGCCCAGGGUGUCUCCCCGGCCGUCAUCACCACACUGCUGCUCAUCCCGCUGGUGGUCGUGCUCGCCGUGGGUGUUUUCAUCCGCUGGAAGAAGAGCCGCAUGUAUGGAGAUGACUAUGAAGUAAAACUGGAACCAAACUCCUCAGGUGGAAUCCUGGGAAAACUGAGAGGUAAAGCUGCGGGCACCUUGAACCUGGGCAACUUCUUCGCCUCUCACAAAGGCUACACCCGGCAAGGCUUCGACCGCCUGAGCACCGAGGGCAGUGACCAGGAGAAGGACGACGAAGACGCCACAGACUCUGAGAACGAGGAGUAUGCUGCCCCCCCACUGCCCCCCAUCUCCUCCUCUUAGGGGACCCAUACCCCCCCCUCCAGAGAUUCCUGCUGACCUGCCCGACAAACGCUGCCCACCAGAGCAAUCCUUCUGUCCAACAAACACCGUCAGGAUGUACUUUAAUCAUAUAUGUAAAACUGUUCAUAUCGGCUGCCAACACAUUUCUUAUUUAUUUGUGCAAACAUUUCCCCUCCGUAGGAGCGUUUUCUGACUGCCACUUUAAUUUAUUAGAUACGGGGACCAGAUGUAGGUGUGAAGCACUGGUAGAGCUAUGGAUGUAGCUCUAGAUGAUUAUUUUCAAAUAGGAUAUAUGCGAUAAUGACUAAAGACAGAGAAACUAUUUAGAGUUUUAUUUUUACUUUUUUUUUUUGCCAUGACUGAAUUAUUAUUGUUCAUAUACUUCCAAGUGAUUUAUCAACCAGAUAGCAUUUUUAUAAGUUAUCAGGUAAUUGCUCCAGAUGUUUGGUUGAUGACUUUAUCUGUACAUGUGUGCCUUUUUGAUUGUGUAUUUUUUGCCUUUCCGCAGCACCUGUUAUUACAAAUGUGCCACAUAAUGAAAGCGCUGCUAUUGUCAUCUGUAUUUUGAUUUAUGUUGUACCGCAUUCAAUGAAAGGCUAAAAAAAAUUGAAGAUUACUAUUAUUAUGUAUCUAAAGCUGUAUUUACGACAUUUUCCAAGCGGAUGUAUAAGAUGUGUCUGAUGUUUGUUGUGACACUGAAGUUUUAUCGCAAGAAUACUAUUUUCAGUAACAAUGUUAUUUGUGUAAUAAAGUGUCUGCAAAGCAUCA